Molecule: messenger RNA, 1692 nt
Organism: Alternaria atra
Lineage: Eukaryota; Fungi; Ascomycota; Dothideomycetes; Pleosporales; Pleosporaceae
Exons: 1
Coding region: 1-1692 (563 amino acids)
Biological process (GO): ribosomal large subunit biogenesis
Cellular component (GO): preribosome, large subunit precursor
Molecular function (GO): zinc ion binding; nucleic acid binding
Source: RefSeq, a predicted model, not a curated record
AUGGCGUCGCAAGUGCCUACCCAGGCUAACAUUCAGUCUACUCACCCUUUCACAUGUAACACAUGUCAGGUCGCCUUCCGAUCGAGCGAGUUGCAGCGGGCGCACAUGCAAACCGACUGGCACCGCUACAACCUCAAGCGUCGCGUUGCCUCCCUCCCACCCCUCUCCUCCGAAAUCUUCACCGAGAAGGUCCUCGCGAACAAGGCCACCGCUGCCGCCACUGCCGCCAAGGCCUCGUUUGAGAAGUUGUGCACACCAUGCCAGAAGACGUACUUCAGCGAGAAUGCCUACAACAACCACCUCAAUAGCUCAAAGCAUCGCAUCAACAUGGCCAAGUCGGGCAGCGGCGCGCAACUAGACGACGCUGCCUCUGUCACUGGCUCCAUGGUCAGCUCUGCCUUUUCCCUGGGCGAGUCCAUGGCUGAGUCGGAAGUCACCACCGUCAACGGUGAUGCAGACAAGGAUGUUUCAGAUGUCGUCGAUGGUCUGAAGAAUGCGAGCCUCGAGAGCGCCGAGAAAACUGGCGAUGAGUCCGUCGCUACCGAGGACGACAAGAGCUCUGUCGCCGCAUCCAACAAGCCUGCCAGCGAUCCCCUGCUAGAUUGCCUGUUCUGCAACUACAAGUCGCCCAGUUUCCAACUCAACAUUACACACAUGGGACGCUUCCACGGCAUGUUCAUACCCGAGAAGGAGUUUCUUGCUCAGCCUGAGGAGCUUAUCAAGCAUCUCCAUGAAAAGGUCCAUGCCUAUCACGAGUGCCUCAAGUGUCACAAGGUUCUUCACACUGCCUCCGGCAUCCAAACCCAUAUGCGCGAUCGCGGUCACUGCAUGAUUGCGUUUGACUCAGAUAUUGAGUUGGUUGAAAUUGGCGAGUUCUACGACUUCCGCAGCUCCUACCCUGACGCUGCCGAUUUCGAUGAGAUGGCAGAGGACGCUGAAGGUUCAGACGACUCUAGCUCCACAACAGGAGGCGGAAUUAAGCUUGGCGCUAGGCGCGAGACCAAGACUACUACAGAAGAUGACGCAGCCAUGUCGAGCAACGCCGAGGAGGAGGAUGCGGGCUGGGAAACCGACAGCACUGUAUCGAGCGUACCUACGGAUGAGAUCACAGCUGUACCUAUCGACCGCAGCCACCGACACAAAUCACUCAACAAGUCCAAGCACCACAGCCACGCGGAUCCGCGUCCACACCGCGCUGCAGACGGCUUCCACUCCCAUGCUCAUCACACUCCACAAGCCGUCUACCACGACGAAUACGAGCUUCACCUUCCAUCAGGUCGCACCGCUGGUCACCGCUCACUGAACAAGUACUACCGCCAGAACCUGCGAAACUACCCAGGUGUGGCUGAGCGCAUGGAGGAGGCUCAACGUGCCCGGAUACCUGGCGCUAUCACAGCUGGAGGUGAGGAUGAUGAUGAUGAUGAAGAUGAGGAUGGUGACGCCAACAUGGACGGCGAAGAGGGCAGCCAGCUACAAGUCCGUGGACGUGGUCAUGAUCAGGACCGGCAGCUCAUUUCGCGCGCCAAUGGUGGCCGCGGUAUGGUCGGUGUCACCGAUGCCAAGAAGAAGGAGAUCCAGGCCAUCGAGAAGCGUGACCGGAAGAAGGAGCAAAACGCUCGCAGCCGCUACCAGGCUGGUAACGAGAAGCGCCACAACUUCCAGAAGCACUUCCGCGAUCCUCUUCUGCAAUAG